AUGAGCUAUACAACGUUCUGGAAGCGGCUCUCGCCGCGGCAGCUAAAUGUGGCCAUCCAGGCCUUCUCGCUUAUCUCUAUAUUCUUCGAAGGAUAUGACCAGGGCGUCAUGGGAGGUGUCAAUUCCGCGCCCAGGUACGUGACCGAGGUCGGCAUUGGGAAGUCAGAUGGAACCGUGACGGAUACCACACACCAGGGCGGUAUUGUCAGUGUCUACUACCUAGGUGCCAUCUUCGGCUGCUUUGCUGGAGGGUGGUUGGCAGAUCGAUUUGGUCGGAUCAAUGGCCUGCUGGCGGGAGCAUUGUUUGCCUUGGUGGGCGGCGCAUUACAGGCAGCUGCUCAGAAUUCAAACUUCAUGAUUUGUGCUCGAGUGUUGACGGGAAUUGGCACUGGAGCCUUGACUGGAAUCACUCCUGUCCUGGUAUCGGAAACAUCUUCUGCAGAUCACCGCGGCGGGUUUCUGGGAUACGUCUUUAUUGCAAACUAUCUCGGGAUAUCAGUCGCAUACUGGAUAUCUUUCGGCCUCGCCUUCAUCGAUAACGGAUACUCGGACGUGCGAUGGCGAUUCCUACUCGCCUUCCAAUGUUUCCCAGCCUUACUUCUUGCCUGCUUUAUCAAGAUGCUACCGGAUAGUCCUCGGUAUCUUGCUUCAGUUGGUCGGAAAGAAGAGGCGUAUGACCUAUUAAAGCGUAUUCGCAAGCACAGAGCCAGCUCAGAGGAGGUUGACCGGGAAUAUUUGGAGAUUGUUACCUUGGCAGAGGAAAGUCAACUCAGCUCACCUAUCCAAUUUGUCAAAAUAUUGCUCGGGAAGGCUGGGAAACGGCAUCCGAAUUUGGGCAGGCGAGCUUGGCUAUGUAUAUGGCUUCAGAUCAUGGCCUCUUGGACAGGUAUUACGGCUGUCACUGCAUAUUCUCCAGUCCUCUUGCACCAGGCUGGAUAUAGCACUAUCACACAAAACGGCCUAGCUGGGGGGCUCAACACGGUUGGCAUUGUUGGUACAAUUAUAAGUGCCCAGAUCGUCGAUCGUCUAGGUCGCCGUGUUUGUCUCAUGGGUGGAGCAGCAAUGCUAUUUGCUGUCAAUCUUAUUGCUGGAGCUGUCUACGAGGGUUCAUUGCAGAAUCCCAGUAAUGCUGCUCAUUAUGCUCCUGCGGCCGUUACCAUGUUGUUCUUGUUCAAUAUCGGCUACGCUGCUACCUGGGGUACAGUCGCGUUUUUGGUGCCUACAGAGAUCUUUCCCUCUGACUUGCGUGCCCAAGGUAAUGGCUUUGGCAUCACUGGGUGGGCAAUCGGUGUGGGCAUGACUACUUUGGUUAAUCCGAUUAUGUUCGACACUAUGAAGAGCCGCACCUACUUCCUCUUCGCCGGCCUUAAUUUAAUUUGGAUCCCCACCGUUUACCUCUUCUACCCUGAAACCCGCGGGCGCUCCCUGGAAUCGAUUGAAGCACUCUUUUCCACCCCGAGUCCCUUCUUUUGGAAAAUGGAGCAGGCAUAUGCUCUUCACGGUGAUGUCUUGGUGGAACGCGGAGUCAGUAAGAGCGAUGUUCUCGAUGUUACCAAUAACUAG
Penicillium griseofulvum is the source of this 1563-nucleotide messenger RNA. Its product is annotated as sugar porter family MFS transporter. Gene Ontology annotation, molecular function: carbohydrate:proton symporter activity. Gene Ontology annotation, biological process: transmembrane transport; carbohydrate transport. Gene Ontology annotation, cellular component: membrane. NCBI's taxonomy places the organism in Eukaryota, Fungi, Ascomycota, Eurotiomycetes, Eurotiales, Aspergillaceae. The transcript is spliced from 8 exons. The record is from RefSeq and is a predicted model, not a curated record. The coding region runs from base 1 to 1563 and encodes 520 amino acids.